CAAUCGAUAUUUUUUUAUAGCUCGGUCGAUAUUUUCGUUUUUCUGCGAGUUAAAAGACAUCAAAUAUUAUUAAAAUUUGUGCAAAAAUCGAGCAAAUUGCAAGAAAAUUCGCGUUUGUCGUUCCCAGACACAAGAAAAAUGUUCAAAUUAUAAGAAAAUCAACGAAUAUAAUUCGCAAGAAAACAUAUAAAACGACGUCGUCUACGUCUUAAUUUUUUUCUGAAUUUUCAUUGUGUGUGGAAGUGCACGACAUUGAAGUUCCAUAACUGCUGAUUUGCUGCUGUCCGUUGCUGUUGCCGUCGUCGUCGUCGUUGUCACCACCAUCACCACCACCACCGUUGUCGUCUGCUUGUCUGUCUCCAUUAGUUGAGUUCAUGACUGCUGCUGUAAUUUUUUGGAGUAGUCACUUUUGUUAUGACAUAUAUCUGCAUUCAGUAGUGUCAUUGGAUUAAAUCGAAAUUCUAAGCAGCCGACGAGAAGGGAGACCUACCAACAAAAAACCCAUAUUGUGUGGUCAAAAGUGCAAAAAGAGAAAAGUGUGUCCACCAUCCCAUAACACAUCAUAAUAAUAUCGGACGGUGCGGACGUUGGUCUUGGGCCAUAUAAAAUUGUAGAAAAAGUGUUACUGUGAAACAGUUGUCAAUUUCUUUUGUGAAAAAUAAAACUAUUAACAAAACACACAACACACACCGAACAAGAAGAAAACAGCAAGAGGGGGAGGAGAAGGUGGAGAAACAAGUAUUAAGCCCUUAGAAGGCAAUUGAAAUAUGGUUAGCACCAAUCUAGUGGUGCCUGUUGUGCUGUGGGGGCCAUCGGCCCCCACUCAUUGUGUGUCCAGUGUUUAUUUGUCUGAUGAUCAAACCACAUUGGCAACUGGCUGCUACGAUGGACAAAUCUGUUUGUGGCACGUCGAACCGGGUACCCUGAAAAUGUCACCGCGCUGCCUCCUAGUGGGUCACACGGCACCGGUUCUAUGCCUGGUACGGGCAUCCAUUAUGACAGACAGCAACUUUUUGGUAAGCUCCUCGGAAAAUGGCGAAAUGUGCACAUGGGAUAUGACCGAUGGCAAGUGCAUGGAAUCGGUGAAAUUACCUCAGGUUCAUACACAAAUCCAAAGUUAUCAUACGGCGAACAGUGCUGAUUUGCAUCUCUUCUGUAUUGGUUAUUAUCCCGAAAUAAUGGUAAUGGAUCCCAUUAGCCUGGAAGUGAUAUAUACGCUGAGUUCGAAAGUUAAGCCCGAUUGGAUAUCGGCAUUGCAUGUUUUGAGACCAAUGCGGCGUAAAGACGAUGUGGUGCUGGCCAUUACAACGACCGGAACUGUAAAGGUCUGGACACUGGUGGGCAAUGAGAACAAACAUGCCGAACCCAUCUAUGAGAAUGAAUCGAAGGAGAUCCGCUGCCUCAAUGCCAUCACCAUGAACUGUUGUUCACAGAAUCAACGAACGGUGCUGAUUGUUUGCACCAAAUAUUGGCAGAUCUAUGAUGCCGGUGAUUUUACAGUACUUUGCUCGGUCAUUGCACCUACACGAGAACGAUGGCAGGGCGGUGAUUUUAUUAGUUCGGAUCGUGUAAUGCUUUGGACCGAUGAGGGCAAAGGUUACUUGUAUAAAUUACCUGCAAAUUGUAUACCUGACAAUAAGGAGUUCCAUUCGAAGAGUGUGGUUCGAGAUGCCCCAUAUUUGUACUAUGUGUUGCAGCAUCCUGGCGACAAGGUGUUAUCGUGUCCACCAGCCAUGAGACUGAUACGCAGUGAACCCGAAGGAAAACCAGUUUCACAUUGCCUGCUGCGUGGUGAUUCGGAGGGGUUCAUUUCGGUGUGGACCGUGCCCGAUGUUCCUCUGGAUAAUAUAAGUAUUUUACAAGCAAAACAAAUGCCUCCUCGUACAUUGAAACCGUCGGUUUGUACAUCUCUCAUAGAGGCCUGGUCCCUGAUGGAUCCACCGCCAGUUGGUAUUUUGGAUCAAUUGGCCCGUAUCACCGAUCAUCCAGUGAAAUUAACAUCCAGCAUUUAUUUGCCCCAACAAAGUCGUCUGGUCAUUGGCCGGGAGGAUGGUUCGAUUGUCAUUGUUCCGGCCACCCAGACAGUAAUGAUGCAGCUAUUAGUGGGCAUCAAACAGAACUUCAGCGAAUGGCCCUCACAUCAGAUAUUGUAUGGCCACCGAGGUCGGGUCAAUUGUCUGUUGUGCCCCUCCCUGGUGCAUCCGCGCUACGAGAAGUCUCUGUUGCUCUCAGGAGGUGUGGAUUUCGCCGUUUGCCUUUGGGAUCUUUACAGUGGCAGUCUAUUGCAUCGCUUUUGUGUACACGCGGGAGAAAUUACGCAGCUAUUGGUGCCCCCUGAAACGUGUAGUCCACGUAUAUUGAAAUGCAUUUGCUCGGUGGCCUCCGACCAUUCGGUCACCUUGCUCAGCUUGCAGGAACGCAAAUGCAUUACACUAGCCAGUCGCCAUUUGUUUCCAGUGGUAACCAUCAAAUGGCGACCAUUGGACGAUUUCCUCAUUGUUGGCUGCUCAGAUGGUUCGGUAUAUGUUUGGCAAAUGGAAACUGGCCACCUGGAUCGCGUUUUGCACGGCAUGUUAGCCGAGGAGGUAUUGGCGGUUUGUGACGAGCAAAAUGCCGAUGAAUCGGGCUGCAAUUCACACGCCUCCAAUACAGAGGGUUUGGCCAAUCCGGCUGUACACUUUUUCCGGGGUCUCAAGUCACGCAAUAUGAACGCCAUUAGGCAUGCAACGCAACGCGGUAUAACGCAAUGGCAGCAGCUACACGGUCACAAUCAGGGUAACUUUGAUUUCCUCAUGAAACACCGCAGCAACCCGCUGAUAAUCCAGGGUCUGCGUACCAAUCCCAAGGAUGCAGAAAGUCACAUUUUAUUCUUCGACAUAGAGGGCUUGAUUUUCGAGCUGCACAGCGAGGAGUAUGCCAAAAUGACCCCAGCCGAACUAGAGACUUUGGGCGUAAUAAUUAACAAUCCCAAAGACAAGGCCCUGCAUGUGGAGGCCUCCAAAAAGAUUAGCGAUUUCUUUGGCAAGGUAAAGAACAAAGCAGGCGAUAUGGAGAAAAUGCUGAAGGACAAAGACAAACAUGGUUUGGUCCAGAAAUUCAAAGAAAAAACAGAAAUUGUAGAGAAGAAGGUUCAAGCCAAAGUCCAGGAAAGCAUACAGAAGGUGCUCGAACCCCAGGACAUACCCGAAGAUGGUUCGACCGAUUUGAAAUCCAAAAUGGCCUCAAAAAUGGAAGUUACACACGUCAUGGAAGUAGCUCAACUGCUACUGUCCCUGCUGCACUCUUGGGGCUUGGAUACCCAUUUGGAUAAAGUUUGUGAGUCACAAUUGGGUCUAUUGCGACCCAUGGUACCCGUCUCCUUUGGUAUUCUCUCCAAGGGAGGCUACAUGUCCCUACUACUGCCCACUUGGCAGAACAACUUCGAACUAGGCGAGGGAAUUGUGGUUGCAAGCAGCUCUAAAAAGCGUGACAUUCCAGCCGAAUUGCUGCGUCAAGAACAGCUUACAGCCGUAUUCACCUCCCGUCUGCACUGGGAAUUGAGCACCACCCUUACCUCUAAUCACAUUUUGGCCUUGGUGGCCAUGUCCAAUACUUUGUUAUCCAUGAAUUCGGCCUCCUUUCUGCCCGACAGCGAGCGCAGUAAAAAACUAUUGCGCCUGGCCCAACGUUCCGAGUCGCAAAUGGCCACGGAAGAGGAACGUGAAGAACUGCUGGCCCAUCACAUUUCACAAAUCAAACAGGGCUGGAGUCUGUUGUCCACACAUCAUUGCUUUUUGUUGCCGGAUAAAAUUGAAGCUUUAGAACCAAAGAAAUUCAAACGGCCCCAGGUGGAAAUGAUGGCGAAACGUUGGCAGCACCACUGCAUUGAAAUACGAGAGGCAGCUCAACAGAUUUUACUCGGCGAGUUGAGGCGCAUGGGCAAACGUGGGCGUAAGCAGCUGGUAGAGAGCUGGGCUCAAUAUCUGCCAAUGUAUACGCACACAGAACCCAUCGCCCAACAAGUUCAUCAUGCCGCCAACGGAGCCAACGGUCAUUCCAAUUCAUCUCUGGGCAAUGCUGGUGGCAUGGGUCACAAUGGUGAUGGGCUAGAUGGCGGUGAAGACUACGAAGAAGAGGAGGAGGAGAUAAUACGCAAGCCGUCCAGUUUAUCGGAGCUAAAGCGUAAACAGACCACUGCUGUGAUAUUAUUGGGUGUGAUUGGAGCUGAGUUUGGUCAGGACAUAAAUCAGGAUUCACCUGUUCGUGGCACCAGUAUUACUACCAUCAGCGGCGAGAGGAGAAAAUCGUCGGUGGUUGAAGGUUUUGGUAUAGCCAAUAAUUUGGCACGUCUCACAUCAAUGGCAUUGGCCCAUCUCUUGUAUGCCCCACCCACACCUAAGUUGCCUCAGUACACCCCUCUAAGGCGGGCUGCAAUCGAUUUGCUGGGACGUGGUUUCACAGUCUGGGAACCGUAUUUGGAUGUUAGCAAAGUAUUACUGGGUCUGUUGGAAUUGUCAUGCGAUGGCAAAUCGGUGCCAAACCUCAACUACAAACUCCCUCUAACACCACAAGCUGAUGCCUGCCGAACAGCAAGACAUGCUCUGAGGUUGAUUGCCACAGCGCGACCUGCAGCCUUUAUAACAACAAUGGCCAGAGAGGUGGCCCGUUACAAUAGUAUGCAACAGAAUCCGCAAUCAAUAAAUGUGCCAUUGACGCAGUCGGUGUUGUUCAAGGCCAAAGGAGAAAUACUGCAGUGCGUCGAAAUGCUGAUAGACAAAAUGCAAGCCGAAAUUGCCAGCCUUCUGGUCGAGGUAAUGGACAUUACCCUACACUGUUUGGAUAACUCCGAGCUGAAGACACGCGGUUUGCCCGACGUCUGCCCGGCCAUAUGCCGUUUCAAUCAGGUAUCACAUUGCACCCAGACACGACGAAUUGCUGUGGGUGCCAUCAAUGGCCAUUUGGCCAUUUACGAACUGCGACAGAACAAGUGUCAAAUGAUACCAGCCCAUACACAUCCGAUCACCUCGUUGGCAUUUUCACCCGACGGCAAGUACUUGGUCUCAUAUUCAUGCAAUGAAAAUCGUUUAUCCUUCUGGCAAACUAGUACGGGUAUGUUUGGCUUGGGCCAAUCACAGACCCGUUGCACCAAAGGCUAUUCCACGGCACCAAUACCGGAUGUGUCGCGUCUCAACCCCAUGCGUUUGGCCAAGCUGGUGUGGAUCAAUAAUCGUACGGUGACGCUGAUGUUGGCCGAUGGUUCGGAAACGCGUUUUAAUGUCUAAGCGACAACGAAACGAACGAACGAACGGACGGACGGCGGAGUGUUGUGAUGGAAUGAAUCGUGGGACGUUCGUUUUGGUGCCGAAAGACAUUUACCCAACGGUAUUAUAUGGACAUCUUACCACACAACCCCCACGCCCGUUGGUGGGGGCCAUUGUGGAGAUGUUGAAUUUAAACUAUAUAAUGUAGCCGCAGAGCAGCAUGAUGUGUCUAAUUAAACAAGCAAAAAAAAGAGAACCCUAUUCACGUUUCGAUGUUAAACUAAUUUUAAAUAAAAACAAAGAAAAUAACUUGUUUGCAAAUAUUUUUAAACGACCUCUGGGUUGGGGGCGCAAUGAUGACCUCCACACCCAAUUUUUAAACAAAAAUAAAUUCCUUUCUUUAAUUAGAAAACACAAGAAAAUAAUAAAAAUUAAAAAUAAAAAAACGAAAAAAUGCCAUUGAGUAAACCAAACACCAAAUCCUUAUAUUGUUAACAUAAAAAAAAAGAAAACAAAAAUCCUCCAAGAAAUUUAUUUUUGAUUCAUUUUGAAUCCAAAGAACAAAUCAAGAAAUUCAAUCCAAUCCAAUCAAUUACUUAUUAGAUGUCGGCGAACUUUGUUUUGAAAGCAUACAGCAAUCAUAAAUACAUGAAGGUAUUAUAUACAUACAUAUAUAUAAUAUAUAGAAUGCAUGGCAAUUCAAUGUUAGUUAAAAGACAAUGAUGGAAGCGAAGGGAAGGGAGUAAAGGACCGGAACAUUUGGAAGACUAUGAGUUAAUUUUAAGAAGUUAGUGUGUGCUUAAUUGGAAUAGUAUUACUAGGUCCUUUUAAAUAUACUAUCUAAAGUCAAAUAUCGGCUUGGAGGUCAUACCUAAUUUUACCCAGUUAGUAUGGGGUAUAGGCUUCAAGUUCGUUCCUCUUUGGUUUGAUAUUUCCUAGAAUAUUUUGGUAGCCAUUGUUGUCAUUGCCAUCGUCAUUGUCAUAGUCGUAGCUAAAGGAAUCCCAAAAUCCCCAAAUAAGACACAAUUAAGAAAAACGAAAAAAAUAGCAAAACAUUAAUUAAAAAAAAAUUAAAAUAAACUAUGAAAAAAGGCAAACAUAUAACGAACACAAAAAAAAUAUCUAAGAAAAUAUGUUAGAAAAUUAAAAGAAAACACAUAUUUAAUAAAGAAAACUAUAUAUACACAAUUAACUGUUAUACGAAACGAUAAUGAUAUUUGUUAAACUGUUAUAAAUUGUUUUUAUUAUUAUUAUUAUUAAAAUUAAUUAUAAUUAUUAUUCCUACACUUAAACAAAUAAAAGAAAACAAACUACACAAAAGAAUACAGCAACAACAAUUUUAGAAGAUUAGCAACAAUUAUAACUACUUUUAUUCAGCUGCUGCUGUUGUUGUUCGGUUUUUCUUUUCGAUUAAAUCACAAAAACAGAAGAACAGAAAAUUCAAUUUUAUUUGCAUUGUAUAGUAGUAAGUGUAACUAUUGCAAAAACCAGAAAACAACAACAAUAAUAUAUAAAUAUGUAUUGUGUUUUAUGUAUAUGAAAAUAAUAAAAUAAAAAACAAUUACUUAUAUAUAUUUAUGAAAUAAUAACAGAGCAAAGAAAUAUUCUAUAUAAAUAGAAAAAUUACACAAAAUGUUUUCCUUGGUUUUAAUUUCCCCUCCCCCACCCCUGUUGCAACAAACUAAAAUUGCUUCAAACACCCCCACUUUCUCCCCUCCAAAGGUAUUGGCAGGCCUGUAGAUAAACAGCAAAUUAUAAAUAUUAAAUUAAAACUGAAAACAAAUCCCUUAAUAGACAUCAAAAAACUUUUAAAUCUUUUUGUAUCUUUAUGUGUGUGUACUAGUAGUAGUAGAAGUAAAUUGUUAAUAUAUCUUAAAUAAAUUAUUUUUUUUAACAAGUUGUUCCUUUUUUAAUUUUCCUACAGUCCUUUUUAAAAUACAUGUGCAAUGCCUGCCGAUACCAUUUUCUCCCCUCUUUACCUUAUUUUUUUGAAUUCUACAAAAACCAGAAAAAAACUAUAUAGUAUUUUCAUUACACAUAAACAUACAUUUAUUGUAUUAUUUAGUUAUAUUCCUUUCCUUAAAAUAAAAUAAUAAAUUGACACAGUCAUUAAAUUAAAAAAAAUAUUUUUUUUUUUGGAUAUUUAAGUCAUAUUUAUUAAUUUCUCAUCACAAAAUUGAGAUGUUGUGAAUUUACGAAAAUCUUUUUGGCUGCCAUGUUUUAAGAUGGAGGGUACAUUUAAUUUCAAAACUUCGAAAUAAUUGUCUGAGAUCAACAAAGUAGACUUAAUCUUAGUACACUUAAUCCAAGCCUUUGGCCUUGAGAGAGUCUAGAAAAAAAUGUUGCGCAAACCUACAACUUAAGGCCUUAAGGGAAUCCAGAAUAAAUCCUGUAUGAGUUCACGCCAAAUAUUUAAAAUCAUGCUUUCAGACCUUGAUGAAGUCUAAAAAGGACAAGCCUUGUGGCUUGAGAGAGUCUAGAAAAAACAAAUUUUGAACAAAUUUACGAUUUAAGGCCUUAAGGGAUUACAGAAAAAAUCUUUUAUGAGUUCACGCCAAAUAUUUCAAAUCAUUCUUUCGGGUCUUGAGGGAGUUUAAAAAAAGUGUUGGGCCUCGUCGCCGUAGGACCUUGAGGAAGUCUAAAAAUUCAAGCCUUUGGCCUUGUGAGAUUCUAGAAAAAAUCUUUAAAGAGUUCGCGCCUGAAAUAUAAAAUCAGCUUUCGGGCCUCGAAGGAGUUUAGAAAAAUAGUUUUACAAAACUAUUUGUUUUUUAUCGAAUCGACGCCUUCAGGCUUUGAGGGAGUCUAGUAAAAAUCUUUGAACAGUCCAUGCUAUCGGGCCUUAUGGGAGUGUGGAAAAUUUUUUGAAAAGUCCACGCCAUCGGGCCUUAGUGGAGUGUGGAAAAAUCUUUAAAAAGUCCACGCCAUCGGGCCCCAGGGGAAUGUAGAAAAAUCUUUAAAAAGUCCACGCCAUCGGGCCUUAGGGGAGUGUAGAAAAAAUCUUUAAAAAGUCCACGCCACCGGGUCUUGAAGAAGUCUACAAAAAAUCUUUAAAAAGUCUAUGCUUUCAUGCCUUGAGGGGGUCUAAAUUUUUUUUUGAAAAGUUCACGACUUCAUGCCUUGAGGAAGUCUAGAAAAAAUCAUUGAAAAGUCCACGCCUUCAGGACUUGAGGGGGUCUAGGAAAAUCUUUGAAAAGUCCACGACUACAGGACUGGAGGAGGUCUAGAAAAAAAUCGUUAAAAAACCCAUGCCUUCGGACUUUGGAAAACCUAGAGAAAUUUCUUUAAAUUUCUAUUAAAAAGACCAUGUCUUCAUGCAUUGAGGAAGUUUAGAAAAAACCUUUAAAAAUCCAUAAAAAUCGUGACUUGGAAUCCUUGGAGUUGCCUAGAAAAAAAUAUUUAAAAAGUCCACGCCAUCAGAUCCUUGACACGUCUAGAAAAAAUCUUUAAAAUGUUCAUGUCUUUGGACCUUGGAGGAGUCUAGAAAAAUUCUUUAAAAUGUUCAUGCCUUCGGACUUUGGAGGAAUCUAGAUAAAUUCUUAAAAAGUCCACGCACACACACUCUGAGGGAGUCUAGAAACAAUUUUAACAAAUUCACGCCUUCGAACCUUAAAUGAGUCUAAAAAAUCUUUAAAAAGUCCACGCCUUCAAGCCCUAAGGGAAUCUAGAAACAAGUUAAACAAAUUUACGCCUUCGACCCUUAAAGGAGUCUACAAAAAAUCUUGAAAAAGUCCGCGCUUUCGGGCCUAGCAGAAAAAAUCUUUAAAAAUUCAGGCCUUCGGUCCUUGGAUGGGUCUAAAAAAUAUUUAAAAAUUCCACGAUUUCAGACCCCGAGAGAGUCUAGAAAAAAUAUUUAAAAAGUCCACGAUUUCAGACCCCGAAAAAAAUUAACAAAUGCACGCCUUCGGACUUUGGAGGAGUCUAGGAAACAACUUUAAUAAGUCCACACACCUUUAUAAAAUUUUGAUAUUUAUUUAAUUUUAAGAAUAUUCAUAAAAUUGGUGUUUUCGAGUUCAAUUUCGAAUCGUCAUACAGAAACUCUAGAGAAGAGACCUUCACAGAGACUUUCCUAAGGUUGGAACUAUGUUUCCCCGCACAAAUUCUAAAUUGGAAGGCUUAAUAAGACAUAUUGUCCCCUGGUUAUAUAUCAGCAACUGUUAAAGGCUGUGCAAUUUAUAUUUUUAAAAAUCUUAUUUUUAAUUUAUUUGCUACUCCCCAUUUUUAGUUCACAUAAAUAUGCACACAAAAUACCUAACAAUUGUAAACGAAAAUUAUCUAAAACUUAUUAUAUGUAACAAAAGUAAAUGACAUAAGAAAUUAACUAAAACAAAAAACAAAACUAUAAAUUACUAAAACACUUCACUAACCAAAUUAAAAAAAAAAUCUUUGGAAAACAAAAAAAAAAAAAAGGACAAACAAUUGUUGCAAUUAAAAAGUAUAUAUAUACACAUAAUGUAAAUGCGGCUUAUGUUUAAUAUUCCCGCUUUUUUUCCUCCUCUCUUUCCCAAAAA
Molecule: messenger RNA, 9748 nt
Organism: Musca domestica (house fly)
Lineage: Eukaryota; Metazoa; Arthropoda; Insecta; Diptera; Muscidae
Product: WD repeat-containing protein 7-like
Exons: 2
Coding region: 768-5261 (1497 amino acids)
Cellular component (GO): cytoplasm
Molecular function (GO): protein binding
Source: RefSeq, a predicted model, not a curated record